Aphanomyces astaci is the source of this 3255-nucleotide messenger RNA. RefSeq lists its product as hypothetical. Bases 1 to 3192 code for a protein of 1063 amino acids. Gene Ontology annotation, biological process: glucan catabolic process. Gene Ontology annotation, molecular function: beta-glucosidase activity. The transcript has a single exon. NCBI's taxonomy places the organism in Eukaryota, Oomycota, Saprolegniomycetes, Saprolegniales, Verrucalvaceae. The record is from RefSeq and is a predicted model, not a curated record.
AUGAAGGUUUUGCUUGCGCUUGUGGCGCUGCCGUAUGCGACGGGAGCUACGGACUUCAAUGCGCAAGCCAAAGUCAUUGUGGAUGCAAUGACCAUCGACGAACUGAUCGGCCAAAUGACGCAGGUGAACAUUGACUAUGUCAUCCAAGACCAGAACGCGAAAAAGGUGGUCGUUCCAUCCAAAGUCGCGGAUCUGGCCAACCAGCGCAUCGGGUCGUACUUGAACUCGCCCUUUAGCACAUCGACGUCGGUCAGCGUCACGGGAUGGAACGUCACCGAAUGGCGCAGCGCGAUCAGUCAGAUCCAGACCACGCACAAAGCAACGACGGGCCACCCCAUCAUUUACGGUGUGGAUUCGCUGCAUGGCGCCAACUACGUCCAGAACGCCGUGCUGUUUCCUCACCAAAUCAACGUCGGCGCCACGUUCGACCCAGCCUUCGCCAGCCAAAUGGGGCGCUUUGCCGGGCGAGACACGCGAGCUGCGGGAAUUCAUUGGAUCUUUGGGCCGUGCUUGGAACCCGCCCGCCACAAAGGCUGGCCGCGCAUCAUGGAGACGUUCGGGGAGGAUCCGACGGUCGUGGCGGACAUGGGGCGAGCCAUCGUGCAGGGUAUCCAGAGCAACAAUGUGGCCGCGUGCUUCAAGCACUACAUCGGGUACUCAGGGAGUGCGUCGGGAAAAGACCGCGACCCCGUGACCCUGAGCAAGCACGAGCUGCUCAACAUCUUCAUGCUGCCGUUCAAAGCCGUGAUUGACGCCGGGAUCAUGACCGGCAUGGACUCGUACAUUGCGUUGAAUGGCGUCCCCAACUCUGCGAACCGGCAAACGUCCAUCGACUUGCUGCGCACGGAUUUGAAGUUUGACGGGUUCUUGGUGUCGGACUGGGAAGAGAUUUACAUGAUGGAGUACUUCCACAAAUACGCAACCGACAGACAAGACGCCGUGUUCAAAGCCAUGUCCAACUCGUCGUUAGAUAUGAGCAUGGUCCCGACGGACACGAGCUUCAUUGGGAUCAUGAAGACCCUUUUCGACAGUGGAAAGGUCUCCCUUGAUCGCAUUCGCACGUCAGCCCAACGCAUUGUCAAAGUCAAACUGCAGCUCAACCUGUACAACGACCCUGUGCCUGGGGCGGAUUUGGCCAAUGCCGUGGGCGAUUCCGUCAGUCAAAGUGCCGCCUUGGAAACGGCCAAGGCGUCGCUGGUGCUGGUCAAAAACACGAACAACGUACUGCCGCUAGACCCCGCCAAAUUUUUCUUCUUCACGGGGCCCUCCAUUGACGACAUUGGGCUCCUUUGCGGAGGUUGGACCAUUCACUGGCAAGGGGUUCAGGGUACCAGCAACUUCCCAGCGUACGGUCGAACGAUCCAAGCGGCCAUGAGUGCCGUGGUGGGCAAUGCCACGCGAGCUCAGUUCUACCAAGGAGUCAACAUCGACGGCACGUGGUGGGACAUCAACUUGGCCAAGCAGAAGGCCCAAGCCGCCGACUACACUGUGAUUGCGCUGGGGGAGCGGACGUACGCCGAACUGCUGGGCAACUCGGACCCGUAUGAGCUGCCCACGGGACUGACCGACUACGUCAAGGCUCUCGCCACAACGGGCACAAAGAUAAUUUUGGUGCUGGUGGAAGGGCGUCCUCGCUUGUUGAGUGGCAUUGCAGAUCUCGCUGCAGCUGUGCUGUACGCGGGUCUGCCCUGUGAAUUGGGUGGGGAAGCCAUCUCGAGCGUGCUGUUUGGUAGCACAAAUCCCAGCGGCAAGUUGCCGUUGACGUACCCUAAAUCAACAGACCAAGUCAACUUGGCCACCCCGUACUAUGGGCGAAUUGGUGGUAAUUGCGUCGUGGGUGGAGUCACAACGAACUGUCCGGUGGAGUGGCAUUUUGGCCACGGGUUGAGUUACACGUCGUUUGGCUAUUCGAACGUUCGCUUGACAGCCACAAGUCUGACGCCGUCGCUGAACCAAACUGUGGUUACUGUCACCGUGACAAACGCUGGUACGACCACGGGAAAGGAGUCCGUGCUGCUGUUUGUGUCGGCCCCCGGAGGUCCGGAAACGAGAUUGCUCAAGAAAUAUACCAAGGUCGAGUUGACGCCAGGGCAGUCCACGGACGUCCCUUUCACUCUUACCCCUGAUGACUUUGGGAAAUACGUCAACGAAAUCGGUCAAGGGCUGCGCAAAGAGGCGACUGCUGGGACGUACUACGUGUCACUCAAAUAUGACACCCUUUGCAAUGCGGCCACCCUUGGCCCCCUCUGCAAAGCAUUCACAUGGAAUUCCCCCUCGACCACUACUCCAGUCCUUACCCCAGCCCCAACUCCAGCCCCAACUCCAGCCCCAACUCCAGCCCCUACUCCAGCCCCUACUCCAACACCUACUCCAGCCCCUACUUCAGCCCCUACUCCAGCACGAACUCGCACUUUUUACAAGCUUCGCUUGGACGCCUACAACUUUGUGCUUGCAAACCCGUCCUCGGAGCCAGUCGUGUUUGUCGCCGACGUUGCCAAUGCGCCUGUGCAAGAGUGGUCCUUUGACAGCGCCACGAGUCAAGUCGUCAAUCGCGGCACUGGUCGCUGUUUGGAUGCGUGGGAGCCCCAGAAUGGCGGGGCGGUCCACACGUGGGAUUGCAGCGCCACCAACGCCAACCAAUAUUGGUCGUACGAAGCCACGACAAAGCAACUCCGACACAAGACACACGCGAGCUACUGCUUGGAUAUUGGGACGACUACUGGCACGAAGCCUCAUUUGUGGCAGUGCCUCGCGAGCACGCGUCCGGAUGUCAAGAACCAGCAACUUAACCUCCUGUCGCCCUCCCUCGACCGACUGGUGACCAACACGGCUUUCGGAAGCGUGCUGACGGCCGUGGGAGAUGCUGCCGUUGCGUUCCAGCCGCUCAUGGCUUCCAGUGUGACGCAGCUGUGGCAACUGGACUCGUCUCAACUGCUUCGGUCGACGGGGGCCACCAGCAAGUGCGUGGAUGCGUACGAGCCUCAGAAUGGCGGGGCCGUGCAUUUGUGGGAUUGCAGUGCUACCAACGUCAACCAGCUGUGGACGCAUGACGCCACCACAAAGCAACUCCGACACAAGACCCACGUUGGGUACUGCCUCGACAUCGGAAGCCCUACUGGUGAGGCACCGCACCUGUGGACGUGCUUGCCUACGACACACGUUGACCUGAAGAACCAAGUGUUUGUGUUUUAGGCACAUGCUACUUCCUCUGUUCGGAAUGAAGUAUACCAUUAUAUAAUUGUACAUUUUACCAGU